GUAUAAAUCAUUCGUCAAGUAAUCAGCUGUCAUUUAACACAAAUAUUUAUUUUCCUUGUGGUAAUUUCCUCGUAGCAAAUUUAUUCAUAAAUCAUUGUAUUUAAGGAGAAAAUUUUAAAUAAAAAUGACGAGCCAAUCCACAGGGAUACAACAACUUCUAGCUGCCGAGAAGAAAGCAGCAGAAAAGGUUACCGAAGCUAGGAAACGCAAGGCAAAGCGAUUGAAGCAAGCGAAAGACGAGGCGGUUGAGGAGAUUGAGAAAUAUCGUGCAGAGCGCGAACGUCUGUUGAAGGAAUAUGAAGCAAAGUACAUGGGCUCACGAGAAGGAGUUGCUUUAAAAAUUGACCUGGAUACCCAGAAUAAAAUGGAAGAAUUAAAAAAGGCGGUGGAGAAUCGGAAAGAUUUAUUAAUCGGUGAUCUUUUAGAUCUAGUUUACAACAUCAAAUCGGACGUCCAUAGGAAUUAUUCCAAGAAAUAAGAGCCAUGAAAUGGUUAAACCAAUGAUAAUUUAUGUUUGAUGAAAAUUUCAGUCGGAAGACACACGUUGUGCAUGUGCGAAUUUAAUAGUUAACUUUAUAUGUAUGUAGUCCUAUUGUUUUGAAUUAAAUACUCGAAUGCUUUAAUUUUAA
Messenger RNA from Bactrocera neohumeralis, 629 nucleotides. Its product is annotated as V-type proton ATPase subunit G-like. The record is from RefSeq and is a predicted model, not a curated record. Lineage: Eukaryota; Metazoa; Arthropoda; Insecta; Diptera; Tephritidae. Gene Ontology annotation, cellular component: vacuolar proton-transporting V-type ATPase complex. Bases 125 to 478 code for a protein of 117 amino acids. Gene Ontology annotation, molecular function: proton-transporting ATPase activity, rotational mechanism. Gene Ontology annotation, biological process: proton transmembrane transport. The transcript has 3 exons.